CUCGUUGCGUCGUCAGCCAACACUUUUUGCAGCUGCAGCACAAAACAAUUCGCAGCUCCAACAUUUUUCACUCGAUUUGUUAACAAAGUGGGAGGUAUACAAAAAUAAUCAAAUCAAAUCACAGUUGUACACCGCCGUGCAAAACGAGUGCUAUUGUCGGCAACAAUAACAAUAACAGCAACGUGACCGCGUGAGCAACAUAAACAAACGAGAGGUACACAAAUGCCAGUAAAAAAUGGCGAAUCGGAUGCUGAGGGCGACGUCUCUGGGGCAGAGUCGGAGCACUCGAACUCUAGCCAGGCACACGACACCUCCGACGAGGAGGAGGAGGAGGCCAAUGAAUGCGACUCCGAUGAUUCAUCCGAAAUGGAUGCCAGCGAAAUUGAGAGACGUCGAGCUGAACAUAUGGAAGACUUGGCGAGCUUGGAGCGGCAGUUUAGCCAAUUGCGAGAACAAUAUUACUACGAGCGAAUCAGUCUCAUUGAGCGGCAACUGUCCGAGGUGCGAUCUGGAAGAUCCGAGGAGUUUGUACAGCCACAGAAGGAACUGGACAAGGUGUAUCGCACGCGGAUUGAGGUCGCCGACGUCUUGCGCAAGUUUCGCCUGCAAAACAUUGAACACAAAUACUUGUCCGAGGAGCAGGCAGCCUCCCAACACUUUGAGAGUGAAAAGCAAAUGACUUUAGAUUAUCUGCGGGAGGAUCUAAUGGAGCGCAUACGACGGCUCGAGGAGGAUCGUCACAAUGUGGAGAUCUCGUGGGAUAAUUGGGGCAAUGACAAGCGGCAAAGUAAAGUGCGAGGACCGGGACGAAAAAAGGCAGUCACUGUUACGGGUCCCUAUGUUGUAUAUAUGCUGCGCGAAGAGGAUAUUAUGGAGGAUUGGACCAUUAUACGAAAGGCGCUCAAACGAUCCUCAACGGCGGCCGUGGCAGCAACUGGCGGUGGUGCCACAUCAACGGCGGGUGGAGUCAGUGGUCUGGUGGGCGUACCCUUAACGGCCACCGCAAUGGCGGGGGCCAAUGGAUAACGGUGGCGUGCAGCUGCUGCUGCUUAUGCCCAUGUGCAUGCCCGCAACACGGAAUUUACCUGACACAAGCGGCUGCUCCUCCACUCACCUCACUAUUGUUGUUAACUGCUGCCCCUAACAUUAUCAUUACGAUCUUACGAUUGCGAUCUUACGUUCAAUUAUGCUAUGACUUAUUAUUGCUUAGUCUAAACAAACACACACAAACAAGAAAAACAAAAAAUCAAGAAAGAUACAACAAAUGUAACUAAUUUUAAGCGCAUACAUUUAGUAUAAAUUAAUCUAGUUAUAAACUUAUGCACGCAAAUUGUAUAUAAUGAAUUAUAAAACUUUUGAAAGCUCCAUGAAUAACGCGUACCACGUUGUUGUCCGAGAAAACAUUGUGUAAUAAAGGUCACACAUCCCCGCAGUAAAUGCAUGUAAUUUAUUAUAUGUAUAAUUAUUAUAUAAGCAUAUAUAUUCUAGACUCUAGAGACGAACAUCAAAUUGUACACAAAAUAAAUCCCAUUUUUUUUUCUCUAAA
This is a messenger RNA of Drosophila innubila, 1546 nucleotides long. RefSeq names its product breast cancer metastasis-suppressor 1-like protein (gene Brms1). Gene Ontology annotation, biological process: negative regulation of transcription by RNA polymerase II. The transcript is spliced from 3 exons. Lineage: Eukaryota; Metazoa; Arthropoda; Insecta; Diptera; Drosophilidae. Gene Ontology annotation, molecular function: histone deacetylase binding. The coding region runs from base 223 to 1026 and encodes 267 amino acids. The record is from RefSeq and is a predicted model, not a curated record. Gene Ontology annotation, cellular component: Sin3-type complex.